UUUCAAUGCUAUUGUAUAUUCAAACGGUCACUAAAUGAACUGUUAUAAGUUGAGGACCACCUGUACAAUUUAGUAGCAGCAAAUGUAAUUGAUGAUUACACCUUAGUGAUAGUAUAUUUCUUAAAAUUAGAAAUGAUACCUAAAUAGUCUUGCUAGUAAGAGUUCUCCAGAAAAAAUAUCCAUGAAUACCUUCUCCAUUCCCAAUUAAGCAGAACUCAGAUUUAUUUAUUUUUCUUUUAUGGUUAAUUCCAAGCUAAGUGAAAUGCCCUUGAAUCAUAGAGUUUAAAGCAGGGGUGUCAAACUGGCAGCCAACAUGCCGGAUGUGUCACACACUAGCCUUGCCCACCCCAGCUCCACCAAGGCAAAAAAAGUCGCAAUACGUCACGAUACGUCAUGUCACAUGACAGGAUGCAUAAUAUUACAUAGUGUAACUUAAAUUUCCCUUUUCUAUUUGCUAGUCCUUCAAAGACUGAAUACCUUUCUAAAACAUUUCAGCCGUUUAUCCUUUAGUUCAAGGGGGGCUCUUUUAGGGCAAAUUGUGAAAAGUGCAAACUGAGAAAAUAUUGAUCCAAAGUCAGAGUCAUAGAUAGUACAAAUGUCAAAAGCCUUCUGAGGAAGUGAUGAAAGGGUGUUACAUAUCUGUGCCAUUUGAGAAAUAGUACUAUUUAUUGCACUGAGCCAAUAGACUCACUAUCAUGCAAAUAUGUAUAGGCUUUCAUUGAAGAAUUCUCUUCAGUGAUCUGCAGUGCACAAUUUAUCUUUUCAGAUUCAAUUAACAGUCAUACCACUACUUUUGCUUCUUCUUCUUUUUCUUUUAUAAAAGUGGCACACUCAGCAAUAUUGGUCUUCCCUGCUUUGUAUAUGUCGAUAAUGAAUGUCAUCCGAAAGUUGUGCAAAAUCUUGUAAUUUAAAGUUGCACAUUGCAGCAAAUAUUGCAAGUGCCCUUUUUGGCAGAUAGGCUGAGAAAACCCUUUCAUUCCUAUCAUUUCAUGUGAUUGCUGCACAGAAGGGUGGGGGGAGCCUCAACAUAAGUAAUUGCAUAGGCGGCUGCAUGCUUGGGGAAAGAUUUUCUAAAAUGGGGUUAUAUUGUUGUCACCGCCCCUCCCCUCCUUUGAACGGUGCAACCAGAUACAAGGUUUGUCGUUUCCUUGUUUAAAGUUGGUGUAUUUUUAGUCCUUAAAAUGAGAAUAGGUGACUAACGAUGUAGCUUCUGUCACAGGGGUGCAAAAACAAGACAACGGAAAAAUAAUAUCCAUUCCUUUUGCCAGUAGAUGGCGGUAUCCCUUAAUUUGCAGUCUUGGUUUUCAUUUCAUUAUUUAAAUAUAGAGCAGUCUCUUUUCUUCCUUCCCUCUUUUUUUUUUUUUUUAAUUCCCCCACAAGCACCCCCUCCCUUACGGAUGUUGGGGAACACGGAAUGAUUUUUAGAGGAAGACGCCAGGGCAGAAGGUUCCUGUAAAGGUUUCUUUUCAAUUUUGGGGGUGGAUCUUUUUUGUCCAUGAGACGGUGUAAAAUGGGAGACUUUGGAAGCUCCUAUCUUGAGGAACCUGGACAGCUGCAGUAAGGAAAAAACGGCAUAUGCAGAUCUAUGGAUAAUGGUUCUCCUGCUGAUGCUGUAAUAAUUUAUCACGCUUCUUCUCAGCAACAGGAAACAGAUCUGUACAGAGGCACACAAGCAUGCUAGUUUGUCUCUAACCAACCAGAAGCUGAAGGAAGUGCAGCUAAAAAUCAAUAAGCUGUUUUGUUCACCAAUAUACUUCAGAGGCAUGUUGUGGCAUCACAUCUACUUCCUGGAUCUAUCAGUGAUGACUUCAAAAUGAACUUCAGGCUCCAUGCUGAUUUUAAACCUUGCAGACAGCCAUGUGACUGAGGAGAGAUUGGAGAGGAGGAGAGGAGGAGAGAACUCUCCUGUUGUUGAACAAGUUUCAAUCAUCCUUUACAAUAUCAAAUGCAUUUUUUUAUGCAUGGGGCACAACUGUAAUUAAGAGCUGCAGGAUGAAAAGAUGGCACAGUCAGUGCUGGUACCACCAGGACCUGACAGCUUCCACUUUUUUACGAAAGAGUCACUGGCAGCUAUUGAACAACGCAUUGCCGAGGAAAAGGCUAAGAAGUCCAAGCAAGAGCGCAAAGACGUUGAUGAUGAUGAAAAUGGACCAAAACCGAAUAGCGAUUUGGAAGCUGGCAAAUCACUGCCCUUUAUAUAUGGAGACAUACCUCCUGGGAUGGUGUCUGAGCCACUGGAGGACCUGGACCCCUAUUACCUUAACAAAAAAACAUUUAUAGUGUUGAAUAGAGGGAAGGCAAUAUUCCGAUUCAGUGCCACAUCUGCUGUAUACCUGUUAACUCCUUUCAACCCUCUUAGAAAAAUAGCUAUCAAGAUUUUGGUACAUUCAUUAUUCAGUAUGCUUAUUAUGUGCACUAUUUUGACCAACUGUGUAUUUAUGACCAUGAGUAAUCCUCCAGAAUGGACAAAGAAUGUAGAAUACACGUUCACUGGAAUUUAUACCUUUGAAUCACUAAUAAAAAUUCUUGCAAGGGGCUUCUGUUUAGAAGGUUUCACGUUCCUCCGGGAUCCCUGGAAUUGGUUGGAUUUCACAGUUAUAACAUUUGCGUAUAUAACAGAAUUUGUAAACCUAGGCAAUGUUUCAGCUCUUCGAACUUUCAGAGUAUUGAGAGCUUUGAAAACUAUUUCUGUAAUCCCAGGUAAGGAGUGCUUGACGAAGUGCCAGGCCCCUGGUAUUUCCAGCUGUUUUUUGUGUGCUGUCAUUGUGUUUGUAUGUGAACUCCCCUAUUACAGAUAUGUGACAGAAUUUGUGGACCUGGGCAAUGUCUCAGCGUUGAGAACAUUCAGAGUUCUCCGGGCAUUGAAAACAAUAUCAGUCAUUCCAGGCCUGAAGACAAUUGUAGGGGCCCUCAUUCAGUCUGUGAAGAAGCUCUCAGAUGUCAUGAUCUUGACCGUGUUUUGUCUGAGUGUAUUUGCACUAAUAGGGCUCCAACUUUUCAUGGGGAACCUGAGGCACAAAUGCCUGAUUUGGCCACCUGACAAUUCUACUUUUGAAAUAAACGUCACUUCCUACUUCAAUAGCACAAUGGGAGAAAAUGGUACCUAUGUAAAUACGACAGUGACCACUUUUAACUGGGACGAUUAUGUCAGUGAUGACAGUCACUUUUACUUCUUGGAAGGACAAAAUGAUGCUUUGUUGUGUGGCAACGGUUCAGAUGCAGGUCAAUGUCCAGAAGGAUAUAUGUGUGUAAAAGCGGGUAGAAACCCCAACUAUGGCUAUACAAGUUUUGAUUCCUUCAGCUGGGCCUUCUUGUCACUCUUUCGGCUGAUGACUCAGGACUACUGGGAAAAUCUUUACCAACUGACUCUACGUGCUGCUGGCAAAACAUAUAUGAUCUUUUUUGUCCUGGUGAUUUUCUUGGGUUCUUUCUACCUGAUCAACUUGAUCCUGGCUGUUGUUGCCAUGGCCUAUGAAGAGCAGAAUCAAGCCACCAUGGAAGAAGCUGAGCAGAAAGAGGCAGAGUUCCAGCAGAUGCUGGAGCAGCUGAAAAAACAGCAAGAAGAGGCUCAGGCAGCAGCUUUAGCCGCGGCGGCGGGUGAAUCAAGAGAAUUUAGUGAAGUUGGUGGUGUGGGUGGAUUCUCAGAAAGUUCUUCAGCAACAUCAAAACUGAGUUCCAAGAGUGCAAAGGAGAGGAAGAACAGGCGGAAGAAGAGAAAACAGAGAGAACAGUCUGAAGGAGAUGAGAAAGAUGAGGAUGAAUUCCACAAAUCAGAAUCAGAGGACAGCAUUCACAGAAAAGGCUUUCGAUUCUCUAUUGAAGGGAACAGAUUAACCUAUGAAAAAAGGUUUUCUUCCCCACACCAGUCUUUGCUGAGCAUCCGCGGAUCGCUGUUUUCCCCCAGGCGCAGCAGCAAAACGAGUCUCUUCAGCUUCAGAGGCCGAGCAAAGGAUCUUGGAUCAGAGAAUGACUUUGCUGACGACGAGCACAGCACUUUUGAAGACAACGAGAGUAGGAGAGAUUCCCUCUUUGUUCCUCACCGGCAUUGUGAGCGUCGCAACAGUAACAUCAGUCAGGCCAGCCGAUCCUCCAGGGUGAUGCCCAUCCUUCCAGCAAAUGGGAAGAUGCACAGCACUGUGGACUGCAAUGGGGUGGUUUCCUUAGUUGGCGGGCCUCCUCCUCUUAUGUCACCCGCUGGGCAGCUUCUUCCUGAGGGCACCACUACAGAAACAGAACUAAGAAAAAGGUGCUCCAGUUCCUACCACAUGUCAAUGGAUUUUCUCUCUGAUCCUACUGCAAGGCAAAGAGCAAUGAGCAUAGCUAGCAUACUUACCAACACAAUGGAAGAACUUGAGGAAUCCAGGCAGAAGUGCCCUCCCUGCUGGUACAAAUUUGCUAACAUGUGCUUAAUCUGGGAUUGCUGGACUCCUUGGCUGAAAAUAAAGCAUAUUGUUAAUUUGAUUGUGAUGGAUCCAUUUGUUGACCUUGCUAUUACCAUCUGCAUUGUUUUAAAUACUUUGUUUAUGGCAAUGGAGCAUUACCCAAUGACCCAACAGUUUAAUAAUGUACUAUCCGUUGGAAACUUGGUGUUUACUGGCAUCUUCACAGCAGAAAUGUUUCUCAAAAUAAUUGCCAUGGAUCCUUAUUAUUAUUUCCAAGAAGGCUGGAAUAUUUUUGAUGGCAUCAUAGUCAGCCUGAGUUUGAUGGAGUUGGGUCUUGCAAAUGUGGAAGGAUUAUCAGUUCUAAGAUCCUUCAGAUUGCUUCGAGUUUUCAAACUGGCAAAAUCUUGGCCAACAUUAAACAUGUUGAUAAAGAUUAUUGGCAAUUCAGUAGGUGCCUUGGGAAAUUUGACUUUGGUUUUGGCUAUCAUUGUCUUCAUUUUUGCCGUGGUUGGAAUGCAGUUGUUUGGCAAAAACUACAAGGAGUGUGUCUGCAAGAUUUCCAACGACUGUGAACUCCCACGCUGGCACAUGAAUGAUUUUUUUCAUUCUUUCUUGAUUGUCUUUCGAGUUCUUUGUGGAGAAUGGAUAGAGACUAUGUGGGACUGUAUGGAGGUUGCUGGACAGCCCCUGUGCCUUACUGUCUUCAUGAUGGUCAUGGUGAUUGGCAAUUUAGUGGUUUUGAAUCUUUUUCUGGCCUUGCUCCUGAGCUCCUUCAGUUCAGACAAUCUUGCUGCUACAGAUGAUGAUAAUGAAAUGAACAACCUCCAGAUUGCAGUGGCUAGGAUUCAGAAAGGAAUAGAUUUUAUAAAAAGAAAAGUUCAUGAAUUUGUACAAAAAGCAUUCGUGAGAAAACAAAAAGCUUUGGAUGAAAUCAAGCCCCUUGAAGAUCUAAACAAUAAGAAAGACAGUUGCAUUUCUAAUCAUGUAAUAGUAGAUAUUGGCAAAGAUUUUAACUAUCUGAAAGAUGGCAAUGGGACCAGCGGCAUAGGGAGCAGCGUGGAAAAAUACAUCAUUGAUGAAAGUGAUUACAUGUCAUUCAUAAAUAACCCAAGUGUAACUGUGACAGUACCCAUUGCUGUUGGAGAAUCAGAUUUUGAAAAUUUAAAUACAGAGGAGUUUAGCAGUGAGUCAGAUCUGGAAGAAAGCAAAGAGAAACUAAAUGCAUCUAGUUCAUCUGAAGGUAGUACAGUUGAUGUUGGACUUCCCCAAGUUGGAGAACAACCAGAAGCUGAACCUGAAGAAUCUCUUGAACCAGAAGCCUGUUUUACAGAAGGCUGCAUCCGGAAAUUCAACUGCUGCCAAGUCAGUGUAGAAGAUGGCAAAGGAAAAUUGUGGUGGAAUCUUCGGAAGACUUGUUACAAAAUCGUAGAACAUAAUUGGUUUGAGACUUUUAUUGUCUUCAUGAUUCUCCUUAGCAGUGGUGCUCUGGCUUUCGAAGACAUAUACAUUGAGCAGCGCAAGACUAUCAAGACUGUACUGGAAUAUGCAGACAAGGUCUUCACCUACAUCUUUAUUUUAGAAAUGCUUCUAAAGUGGGUGGCUUAUGGCUUUCAAGUAUAUUUCACCAAUGCCUGGUGCUGGCUGGAUUUCCUCAUUGUUGACGUCUCUAUUGUUAGCUUAACAGCGAAUGCCUUGGGCUACUCUGAACUUGGUGCAAUUAAAUCUCUUAGGACUUUAAGAGCUUUAAGGCCUCUAAGAGCCUUGUCACGAUUCGAAGGAAUGAGGGUAGUGGUGAACGCUCUCUUGGGAGCAAUUCCAUCUAUCAUGAACGUGCUUCUUGUAUGCCUUAUAUUCUGGCUAAUCUUUAGCAUUAUGGGAGUGAAUCUCUUUGCUGGCAAGUUCUACCACUGUGUUAAUACCACAACUGGGGAAAUGUUCAGCAUUGAUGAAGUUGACAAUCAGACUGAGUGUGAGAAUCUCAUUGAAAAAAAUGAAACAGCCAGAUGGAAAAAUGUGAAAGUCAACUUCGAUAAUGUGGGACUUGGCUACCUCUCUCUGCUUCAAGUAGCCACCUUCAAAGGCUGGAUGGACAUCAUGUAUGCAGCUGUAGAUUCACGAAAUGUGGAAAAACAGCCACAUUAUGAGGAUAACCUUUAUAUGUAUCUUUAUUUUGUCAUCUUUAUUAUUUUUGGAUCCUUCUUCACUUUGAAUUUAUUUAUUGGUGUCAUUAUAGAUAACUUCAAUCAGCAAAAAAAGAAGUUUGGAGGUCAAGACAUCUUUAUGACAGAAGAGCAGAAAAAAUACUAUAAUGCAAUGAAAAAACUGGGCUCCAAGAAACCACAGAAACCUAUACCCAGGCCAGCAAACAAAUUCCAAGGCAUGGUCUUUGAUUUUGUAACAAAACAAGCCUUUGACAUCAGCAUCAUGAUUCUUAUCUGCCUUAACAUGGUUACCAUGAUGGUAGAAACUGAUGACCAAACUGAUGCAAUGGAAACUAAUUUGUAUCGAAUUAAUUUGAUCUUCAUAGUCCUUUUUACUGGAGAAUGUGUCUUGAAACUGAUUUCGCUCCGCUAUUAUUAUUUUACAAUAGGCUGGAAUAUUUUUGAUUUUGUGGUUGUCAUCUUAUCUAUUGUAGGUAUGUUCCUCGCAGAGAUUAUUGAGAAAUACUUUGUGUCCCCCACUUUGUUCCGAGUAAUUCGGCUUGCCCGGAUAGGUCGAAUCCUGCGUCUGAUCAAGGGGGCAAAAGGGAUCCGCACUCUGCUCUUUGCCUUGAUGAUGUCUCUCCCUGCCUUGUUCAACAUUGGUCUCCUCCUUUUCCUGGUCAUGUUCAUCUAUGCCAUAUUUGGAAUGUCCAACUUUGCCUACGUGAAGAGAGAAGUUGGCAUUGAUGACUUGUUCAACUUUGAAACUUUUGGCAACAGCAUGCUCUGCCUCUUUCAGAUCACCACCUCUGCUGGCUGGGAUGGCCUGCUAGCACCCAUCCUGAACAGCGGGCCUCCAGACUGCGACCCGGAGAUAGACCACCCGGGUAGCUCAGUCAAGGGAGACUGUGGCAAUCCUUCGGUUGGGAUUUUCUUCUUCGUCAGCUACAUUAUCAUCUCAUUUUUAGUUGUAGUGAACAUGUACAUUGCUGUCAUUUUGGAGAACUUCAGCGUCGCUACCGAAGAAAGUGCUGAGCCUUUGAGCGAGGAUGAUUUUGAGAUGUUCUAUGAGGUCUGGGAAAAGUUUGAUCCGGAUGCAACCCAAUUCAUAGAAUUUGCCAAACUCUCUGAUUUUGCAGCCUCUUUGGAUCCUCCUCUUCUAAUACCAAAACCAAACAAAGUUCAGCUUAUUGCGAUGGACCUGCCCAUGGUGAAUGGUGAUAGAAUUCACUGCCUUGACAUCUUGUUUGCUUUCACCAAACGUGUCUUGGGUGAAAGUGAUGAAAUGGACGCCCUCCGUAUUCAAAUGGAAGAUCGGUUUAUGGCCGCCAAUCCUUCAAAAGCCUCCUAUGAACCAAUUACCACCACAUUGAAACGAAAACAAGAGGAAGUAUCUGCUGUUAUUAUUCAGCGAGCCUUUAGGCGCUACCUCUUAAGGCAAAAAGUUAAAAAAAUUUCCCACAUGUUUAAUAAAGAUAGAAUUAAAGAAGGCAACGAUACAGUUAUCAAAGAAGAUAUGAUCAUUGAUAAGCUAAAUGAGAAUUCUACUCCUGAAAAAAACGAUAUGACUCCCUCCACCACCUCUCCCCCUUCCUAUGAUAGCGUUACAAAGCCCGACAAAGAUAAAUAUGAGAAAGACAAAUCAGAAAAAGAAGAUAGAGGUAAAGAUGUCAGGGACUAUAAAAAAUGAGCAAAAUGAAUGAUUCCUUUAUGACAAAUUGUUUACAGUUUGAGAAAGUAAAGUAUUAUUUCAAAAGGACUCCUAUAGGAGGUUUAUGCCAAACUGACUGUUUUUGCACACUUAGACAGACAUACACACACAUAAAAAUAUCUAUAAAUAUAUUAUGUAUGUAUGUAUAUAUAUGUGUGUAGAUAUAUAUAUAUAUAUAUACAUACAAAUGUUAGCUAUAUACUUAAGGUCAGUGCCUAUUAACAAGAUAGUGACCCCUUGCCAAUUCAAAUGCUGCUCUGUAAAACAGGAUGGCACUUUUGACAGGCGACUCCUGUUUGCAUUACCAGCUGACACUGCUGAAGAGGAAAGAAAAAUGGCUAUCCAGACUGUAGGGAAUCAGUAAAAGAGGUGCAAGCCUAGAAUUGACCUGUGUUGAUCAUAAAAUACUCAGAAACAAUAACCGUAUCCGCUGUUUGCAUUCCAACUGCCACACGUUUGCCAUAUUUUUACAAAAACCCAUGUCGGUGAAGUUGUCAUUUUUUUAAUCCACAGGUUGUUUACUAUUAUAUGUGACUAUUUUUGUAAAUGGGUUUU
Molecule: messenger RNA, 8789 nt
Organism: Crotalus tigris (Tiger rattlesnake)
Lineage: Eukaryota; Metazoa; Chordata; Lepidosauria; Squamata; Viperidae
Gene: SCN2A
Product: sodium voltage-gated channel alpha subunit 2
Biological process (GO): neuronal action potential; sodium ion transmembrane transport; membrane depolarization during action potential
Cellular component (GO): plasma membrane; axon; voltage-gated sodium channel complex
Molecular function (GO): protein binding; voltage-gated sodium channel activity
Source: RefSeq, a predicted model, not a curated record